AUGAAGGGGGAGAAAGAUGCGAAAGAUGAAGAGGUAGUAAUCCCAAGCCAUCUGCUGGGGCCUGGGAACAUGGAUCUUGAAGAGGGGCAAGUGGAAGAUAUGGACCUCGCGGAUGAUGACGUAGUGGUUGGAAAGGAUCAGCUACUGGAUGCUUCCAUUCAGCCCGAGAUCAGUGUUGCAGCUGUGCAGACUGUGAUUGGUUUUGAGGUCAAGCUGGACAAGGGCGAUGGGACUGAAAAUGCACCAAUUUAUGAGUCAAACAGCAUAUCUGUUGAAGAAAGUCGUAUCCUAUUGAAUGGAAUAUUAUGUAUUUCUGCUAAUAUACUUCUGCAACUGCAAGUGCCUAUGUUUUCUGAAGAUUUAUUUGUUUCCAUUGAAUCCUGGGAACUGGAAAGCAAAAGAAAGCUUAUGCAACUAAUGCAACAAUGGUCUGAGUGGCAGGCCAGAAGGCAGCACCAUUUGAAGAUCACUUUAGCAUUUGGACUGAGGGAUUAUAAAUGUUUUCAGAUUAUAUGA
Messenger RNA from Miscanthus lutarioriparius, 516 nucleotides. NCBI's taxonomy places the organism in Eukaryota, Viridiplantae, Streptophyta, Magnoliopsida, Poales, Poaceae. The record is from the annotation of a GenBank genome assembly.